AUGGCAAGAGAAGUAAUAGCGACAUCAACCCAAACAAAUAUUGUACUACCCUCAUCACCUGCAUCAUCAUCAAAUAUUACACCUUCUGUAUCGUCACCAACGUCAUCAGGCUCAUCAUCAAAACAUGCCCCACAUAAUCAUCUACCACAGCCUAUUAAUACCAUACCUACAAAAUCUAUUAAUUUCAAUUCAUUAGAUGAAACAAUGAUAUCGAAUAAUAAUAAUAGUGGUCAACAGAAUUGUGAUUUUUCAAGUUGUUCGAUUCCAUCAUUAGAUGAAUUAGUUAAUGAUUGUUUUCUCAAAGCUAUCAAUUUGUUAUCAGAUGAGUUCAAAUUGAGUCUAGUUGAUAAAUUUAUUGACUUUCUUACAAAAUCACAUUGUGAAGAAAAUUUAUACUUUCUUAUUGAUAUUAACAAAUAUGAGUAUAAUUAUAAUUUAAAAUUCAACGACACAAAUAAAGAAUCAGUCUUCAGAUUGAAUAAUACCCCAUCCCCAAGUUUACUCAAUUUAAAAUCUUCAUCAUCCACAUUAUCAUUUGAAUCAAGCACUAAAGUUAACAAAGUCAAUAGUGUACAAUCUGAAGACCACGAUCCACAAAAUGCAUUUAUUCAAACCAUAGAUGAUUUAGAUCAUAAUGAGGAUAUACAAAGUGCAUGGGAUGAUUUGAAAUCAAAACAAAUAGAGGAUUAUGAUGACGAUGAAGAUUAUUAUUCAGAUGAAGAGUUGAAUAAUUUGACUUCAAAUUGGAAUUUUAUAAUGAAUAACUAUAUUAAAUAUGAUUCACCAAACCAAAUCAAUAUUUCACAAAAAUUAUUUAAAGAAAUAGUAGAGGAAAGUUUUAUACUAAAGGUUCACAAUCCUAUUAUUUUAUUGAAGAUUAAAAAUGAAGUAAUGAGAAUGUUGAAAGAAAAUGGAUAUUUUGAAUUUAUCAGUCAAAUGAAGAAAGAAUCGAUUUUGAAAUCACCAAAACAAAUUGUAACUACUACUCGUCAGAAAAGUAAUUCAAUUUCAACUUCAAUGUCAACUCCAAUAUCUCCAAUAAUGUCACCACUGGAUAAUAAAGAUACAUUUAUUAAUAAAUUAUCAAGUUUGCCUAAAAGAUCUAAAAAUGGUAAUGGUAGUAAUACAGCUUUUUAUCAAUCUAGUACUGCUUUUUCACAUUUAAACUUAGGUACACCUAAUACUGUUGAUUCAUCAACAUCUUCUUCAGUAUCACUGAUUUCAAAUAUUUUGGGACAUUUGAAAAUUGGAAAUUCAAGUGCUAAUUCAAAUGCAAAUUCAAUACAUGGAAGUGGUGCCAAUACACCAGUAAAUAGUAAUAACAAUCAUGAUUUCCAUCCAAGAAAUAUAAGUCUGAUUUCGAUUAAUGACAAGGAAAAUAAAGAGAAGGAUAAAGAAAUUAGUAAAGAUAGUCUAAGUUCUUCAUUAAAAUUUUGGAGAAGGAAAUGA
Molecule: messenger RNA, 1449 nt
Organism: Insectozyma verbasci
Lineage: Eukaryota; Fungi; Ascomycota; Pichiomycetes; Serinales; Debaryomycetaceae
Source: the annotation of a GenBank genome assembly